Linum tenue is the source of this 2390-nucleotide messenger RNA. Lineage: Eukaryota; Viridiplantae; Streptophyta; Magnoliopsida; Malpighiales; Linaceae. The record is from the annotation of a GenBank genome assembly.
GGACUGCCCUGCUUUUGGGGCUCUCUCUUCACAUUUACUUCCCCGUCUCUCCCCUGGCUUCUGACGACUACCCAAAAAAAUCUCAUCAAUCCCAUUCUGCUUCCUCUUCUUCUCUUUCUCAUUUAAAGCUUCCGUCUUUAAUGAUUCUACAUCUCCAUUUCUUUUAUCACUGCGGCAGUGCUCUCUCAAAGCUGGCUGUCUCUUUUCCUUUCUGAUUCUGGGUUUUGUGUGUGUUUGGAGAUGGGGAGGACUCCUUGCUGCGACAAAGAUGAAGUGAAAAAGGGAGCUUGGAGCUCUGAGGAAGACCAAAUUCUGUUUGAUUACAUCAACAAGCAUGGCCAUGGUAGCUGGCGUACCCUUCCUAAGAAUGCAGGUAUGUCCUUCCUUCCCUCUCUCUCUCUCGCUUUCUCUCAGAUUGGCUUUUGGGUUUGUUGAGAGUAAAGACAGAAUCGCAAAAAGACUUCAUCUUUUUGGCAUUUUCCUUUCACUGUGCUAAGCUCUCUUACUCUGCCCCCAUCACCCGCACGAUUUGGCCUUCUCGUGAAAUCUCUGUCUUUCUUUAGUUGUUUGCUUUCCCCCCUUUUCACUGUCAGUUUCUGUCUUGCUUUACUUCAGAAACUGUUUAUGUUAGGGUUUGGUGGUUUGGAAGAAUUGGGCUACUUGAUGAAAUUGGGAGGGAAACCAUCUAUUACUAGGAUGAGUAGUGUUGUGUACCAUGUUUGUGAAACCAUAUUGGAGUUCCAAUCAGUGAGUCUAGUUAGUUCAAUCGGUGAGACUAAUCAGUCAAGAGUAAUUGAACAUUAUGGUCUUCAGCAAUCAUAGAGUCACUUGAUUAUGAAGAGUCAUUUAUCUCGAUUGUGGAAUGAUAUCGGGGUUCAGAUCGGUGAGUUCGAAUGCUUUGAAGUAACAAGCACAACAAUAUAGAGGAUGUUCAAUGGGACAAACUAACGGUUCAAGUCGUAUACAUAGUAGAAUCAUCAUACGAUCUUGUUAGCUUGCUCAUUGCUACAUAAUUUAACCCGUAUAACUGGUUUGUGCACGUUACGAUAUCACAAACAACAAAUAUUUGACAUCUUUGAAUUGUUAAAAUGUUGGAUGAGUGACAGGUCUUCUUCGAUGUGGAAAGAGUUGUCGACUGAGGUGGACAAACUACCUUCGCCCCGACAUCAAAAGAGGCCCUUUCACCCCUGAUGAAGAAGCCACCAUUGUUAGGCUCCAAGGCGAGCUUGGAAACAAGGUGGGCAGCCAUAGCAUCCCAUAUGCCAGGAAGAACGGACAAUGAGAUCAAGAACUUCUGGAACACUCACCUUAAGAAACGCCUCUCAACUCCCCCACCUGCUCUACCAAGCACCAACAUCAAGAUCGAGGGGGAUUCCUCUUCCCCGCUUGCAACUACUACUCGUCACAUUGCGCAAUGGGAGAGCACCAGGGUGGAAGCCGAGGCUCGCCUCUCCUCCUUGCGGCCAGGACAACAACAACAACAGCAGCAGCAACACAAGUUCGACCAGGACUACUAUCUCAAACUAUGGAACUCAGACAUCGGCAAAUCGUUUAGAGACAUCAACAAGGUCCAGAAAGAUGGCAGGGGAGGAGGUGGCUGCGAGAGCUCGACUUCACAAGCAUCUUCCCUCACGAAAUUGGGGUCUGGGUCUGUCGAUGAUGACACUCUCGCUACUACUACUCCCACUACUACUACGACGAAGACUUGUAAUGCAGCAGCCACCAUCAAGAGAAGCGCUUCUAGCGAGGCAAUCCACCACCAGCACGAGAUCGAGGGAGGGUUGUGCUACUACUACGAGGGAAUGGAGGAGACGAAACCGUGUCAUCUAGAUGUGAUGAUGAGUAGCUCGGAUUCCAUCACUUCGACGACGAACGAGUUCACGAAUUACUCGGACACGGCGCUGAAGCAGCUGCUGGAUAUCCCUGGUGGGAGUGGCCUGGAUUUCCUGGAGGAUGAGAGCGAUGACUUCAUUAACUUCCUUGACCUCAGAUGCGUCUGAGAAGAGAAUCUGAUGACAAAAAAAAGCUCACAUCUAAUCAACCCUAAGUCUCCCUUUUUGUUUAACCUUAUUAAGCUAGCGGUUUAGGUUCUUAACUGUGGUUUAGCCAUGAAUCAGGCUCUCCCCCACCACAUUUUAUCUCUGAGAAGACAGGAACAGCGGGAAUGGGAAAGCUGUUGGGGUGUGAAAAAACAAAGCACCCCUGUUUUGUUCCAAACAGAAUGACUGUCUUUUCUUUUUUUGAUUUUUCCCCAUCUUGUUGUAAGAUGUUGAAAAUGUGGCGGAAAGGUUGAAAACUUUGUGAAUUUAGGGUUCAUUGAAGAGUAAGGAGAUCCAGAAUGCAAGUUAUAUAAGAAAAUUCAUGAGUUUCGAGUUCGCUCAAUUCGGGAA